Molecule: messenger RNA, 7164 nt
Organism: Heterocephalus glaber (naked mole-rat)
Lineage: Eukaryota; Metazoa; Chordata; Mammalia; Rodentia; Bathyergidae
Source: RefSeq, a predicted model, not a curated record
CGGCCGGUUCGGGGGUGCGUUGCCCGGAGACGGAAAGUUUGGGAGCCAGAGCAGGCUCGGCUGCGGCCCCGGGGAGGGGGUGCAGGGGGCGGCGGCGCUGGGGAUGGGGAAAGAGCAGGAGCUGCUGGAGGCGGCCCGCACCGGGCACCUCCCGGCUGUGGAGAAGCUGCUGUCCGGGAAGCGGCUUUCCUCGGGCUUCGGCGGCGGCGGCGGCUCCGGGGGCGGCGGCGGCGGCAGCUCCGGGGGCAGCGGCGGCCUCGGCUCCUCCAGCCACCCCCUCUCCAGUUUGCUCAGCAUGUGGAGAGGGCCAAAUGUGAACUGCGUUGACAGCACUGGCUAUACACCGCUGCACCACGCCGCUCUGAAUGGCCACAAGGAUGUGGUCGAGGUUCUUCUGAGGAACGACGCGCUGACCAAUGUGGCUGACUCUAAAGGCUGUUACCCCCUGCACUUGGCAGCCUGGAAAGGAGAUGCCCAGAUAGUGCGCUUGCUCAUCCACCAAGGGCCCUCGCACACCAAAGUCAAUGAACAGAAUACUCUUGAGAGCAAAGAACUCAAAAAGUACGGCCCCUUUGACCCUUAUAUCAAUGCCAAGAACAACGACAACGAGACGGCCCUGCAUUGCGCUGCGCAGUAUGGCCACAGGGAGGUGGUAAAGGUGCUCUUGGAGGAGCUCACGGACCCCACCAUGCGCAACAACAAAUUCGAGACCCCUCUGGACCUGGCAGCACUCUAUGGGCGGCUGGAGGUGGUGAAGAUGCUGCUGAACGCCCACCCCAACCUCCUGAGCUGCAACACCAAGAAGCACACGCCUCUGCACCUGGCGGCGCGGAACGGCCACAAGGCUGUGGUCCAGGUCCUCCUCGAUGCUGGCAUGGAUAGCAACUACCAGACGGAGAUGGGCAGUGCUUUGCAUGAGGCUGCUUUGUUUGGCAAGACCGAUGUGGUGCAAAUCCUGCUGGCUGCAGGAAUUGAUGUCAACAUAAAAGAUAACCAUGGACUGACUGCCCUAGACACUGUCCGGGAGCUGCCUUCCCAGAAGAGCCAGCAGAUAGCAGCACUUAUUGAAGAUCACAUGACUGGAAAAAGAAGUGCAAAAGACAUAGAUAAAACCUCCACACCCCAGCCGCCUUUCCUCUCUGGCAUGGACUCUGUAUCGAAGAAGUCUCAGGGUGACACGGAGAAAGUGGUGACUGAGCUGAUCAUCGAUUUUGAUACCAGCGCCGAAGAAGAGGGACCCUACGAGGCUCUGUACAAUGCCAUCUCCUGCCACUCGCUGGACAGCUCGACCAGCGGCCGGUCAUCGGACCGAGAGUCCACAAGCAGGGAGGCCGAGGCUGCCGGCCCAAGGACUGCUGGAGUGAGGCCUAGAGAACGUCCGCCGCCUCCAGCAAAACCGCCGCCUGAUGAAGAGGAGGAAGAUCGCAUAGAUAAGAAGUAUUUUCCCUUGACAGCUUCUGAGGUAGAGGACUUGUUUUGUUUUCUUUUGGUACCAGGGAUUGAACUCAGGACCUUGGCUCAAGGGAGCGCAGCCCAGGAAGAGGACGAGCACCCUUACGAGCUGCUCUUAACGGCGGAGACAAAGAAGCUGGUGUCGAUAGACGGAAAAACGAAAGACCACAGGCAGAGUGGCGGCGGCGGGAGCCAGGACUCUGUGGAGGGGCACGACGGGCAGGUCCCAGAGCAGUUCUCAGGUCUCCUCCACGGCUCCUCCCCGGUGUGUGAGGUGGGGCAGGACCCUUUCCAGCUGCUGUCUGCCUCAGGCCAGAGCCAUCCAGACGGGUCCCUGCAGCAGGCUGCCUGCCACGAGGCCAGCAUGCAGCUGGAGGAGACGGGUGUGCACCCUCCUGGAGUUUCCCAGCCGGGCAGCCUGGACCAGAGCAAGAGCACAGGCUACGCAGCAGGCCUGCCCUCUGCCAGCAGCCGAUCGCACCCCGAAACUUUGACUCACACUGCGCCCCCGCACCCUGCUGGUGCUGAGGAAGGAACCCGGAGCGGGGCCAGAAGCCGAGCCCCUCCCACCAGCAAACCCAAAGCUGAGCUCAGACUCAGCCGAAGUUUAUCCAAGUCUGACUCUGAUCUACUGACCUGCUCACCCACGGAGGACACAGCGAUGGGGAGCCGGAGCGAGUCUCUGUCCAACUGCAGCAUUGGGAAGAAGAGGCUGGAGAAGUCACCCUCCUUCGCCUCGGAGUGGGAUGAGAUUGAGAAGAUCAUGAGUUCCAUUGGAGAAGGGAUCGACUUUUCUCAGGAACAGCAGAGGAUCUCAGGUUCGCGGAAGCUGGAGCAGAGCGUCGGAGAGUGGCUGGAGUCUCUCGGGCUGCAGCACUAUGAGAGCAAGUUGCUCCUGAAUGGCUUUGACGAUGUCCGCUUCCUGGGGCCUAAUGUGAUGGAAGAGCAGGACCUGCGGGAGAUCGGCAUCAGCGACCCCCAGCACCGGCGGAAGCUGCUCCAGGCUGCGCGCUCCCUACCCAAGGUGAAGGCCCUGGGCUAUGAUGGGCACAGCCCCCCGUCAGUGCCCUCCUGGCUGGACUCCCUGGGCUUGCAGGACUACGUCCACUCCUUCCUGUCCAGCGGCUACAGCUCCAUUGACACUGUGAAGAACCUCUGGGAGCUGGAGCUGGUCAAUGUCCUGAAGGUCCACCUGCUAGGCCACCGCAAGCGCAUCAUCGCCUCCCUAGCAGACAGGCCCUACGAGGAGCCGCCGCAGAAGCCGCCGCGGUUCUCCCAGCUGCGAUGCCAAGACCUGCUCUCCCAGACGUCGUCCCCCCUGAGCCAGAACGAUUCCUGCACCGGGCAGUCAGCAGACCUGCUGCUGCCUUCAGGGGACACAAGCAGGCGGCGGCACGACGGCCUUCAGGACCCCGCGGCCCCACCUCAAGCCGAGCCCUUCAGAGUCCAGGAGGAACCCCGCGAGGCCAAGCUGACCCUGCGGCCACCCAGCCUGGCCGCCCCCUGUGCCCCAGUGCAGAGCUGGCAGCACCAGCCGGAGAAACUCAUCUUCGAGUCCUGUGGUUAUGCGGCCAAUUACCUGGGGUCCAUGCUCAUCAAAGACCUGCGAGGGACAGAGUCCACUCAAGACGCCUGUGCCAAGAUGCGGAAAUCCACCGAGCACAUGAAGAAGACCCCCACCAUCAUCCUGUCCAUCACGUACAAGGGCGUCAAGUUCAUCGACGCUUCCAACAAGAACGUCAUUGCAGAGCACGAGAUCCGGAACAUUUCCUGUGCGGCCCAGGACCCAGAGGACCUGUGCACCUUCGCCUACAUCACCAAGGACCUACAGACCAGCCACCACUACUGCCACGUCUUCAGCACGGUGGAUGUGAACCUGACAUACGAAAUCAUCCUGACGCUGGGCCAGGCAUUCGAGGUGGCCUACCAGCUGGCCCUGCAGGCCCAGAAGUCCCGGCCGACGGGGGCCGCCGUGGCCGACACGAUCGAGACGAAAGCCUCCAAACCGGUGCCCAAGCCUCGGGCUGGCGUGAGGAAGUCCGCAGUGCUGCUGCCCCCCGAUAGUCGCUGUUGUUACUGUCACACCUGCACCACCCACCGUCCUUCCUGCCUACCGCUGCCGUCUGUUAGUCCUGGAGUCCAGCUGGAGCCACCUGACAUGGACCAGGAGGUCCAGUCCCACGCCAGUGUCUCCUGGAUCGUGGACCCAAAGCCAGACUCUAAGCGGAGCCUCAGCACCAAGUAUGAGACCACUAUCUUCUAACAGCACCCUGCUCCUAGUCUCACUGUGCCUUUGCCACCGGGCUUUCUGCUGCCUCAGCUCCUCCAGCUGCGCCGCCUCGGCCCCGGUUCCAUGGGGACCCGCACUCCUCCCGGCAGCAGUUCCCGACACCACACUCACAGCUCUCUACCUACACCACCGAACACUGUGAAUCCUCCCCCGGGCUGAGGACAGGGGGGCGAGUGGCCUUUAAGGUGGGCACCGAAGGGAGCCUCUGGACAGGCACUGUGAACCUGAGGGCAGGAGUGCUCUCCUGUCUCCGUCCUGAGCCACAGCCAGGCUCCGAGCUGACUGUUUCUGCCUUUCCUGACCCAACCAGCCACUGUGACCACCUGGGAGAGUCCCCUGCACUGCUCACAGUGGCCGCUCCCAGGUGCUGGCCUGUCCCGUGGUGAGGCCCCCGAGGCCUCAGCUCAGUGACGUGGCCUGACUGGGCACACUGCUUUCUUUGAGGGCCGAAGGUCUGGGCUGGUCACGUGCGGGCCGCCUAGCAGGUUCCUUGGUCCUGGUGGGCCUUCCGGGCCACGGAACAGGGUGCGAACAUGGCUGGCCCUGGUCCCGCCAUUGCAUCCCAGGCUCUGCAGGGCCAGCUUGGAGGCGGCUGGGCCCUGCAUGAGCACCUUCUGCCCUCACAGAACAGCUCCAGAGCCAGGGGCCUGGGCCAAGCACCAUCCAGAGUUUGCAGGAGCUUUCCGCCACCUCUCCCAGGGGGGUCCAAGCUAGACUCAGCCUGCCCCACACCCUGCCCCGCCUCCCUGGCUCUCCCUCCUGGGAGGCUCAGCCCUCCCAGGCAGCGCGGCCACUGCUACGGGGCUGCACCUGCAGGAGCCCAUGUUCCCACUGUGGGCAGUUGGCAUAGUGAGAAAGGAGGUAGGAAGAGCUGCAAGUGGAGCACAGUCCCGGGUGAGAGCCAGCAGCCAGGGUGAAGAGCCAGGGCAGGUCCUUGGCGCCCCCGCCCUGUGCCUUCCCCAGCAGGUGACCGGGCCAUGGAGGGUGCGCUGGGCGGCUGUGAGGGACCCUCUGUCUGCUUCUGUGCUCCUUUUCGUUUCUUCCACCUUGUCCAAGCCCCCCGUCGUUAACCCUGUCCUCCUCCCAUUGUUUGCUUCUGCCAAGCUGAGCCACGAGGAACCACACUGCUGCGGAAACAGACGUGGGGAGCCCAGGCUCCUGCCACCGUCGAACCUUGGGCCUGCAGCUCUGAAGACCAGGCCCUGCCCUGCCUGCGGGACCCACUCCCGGCCACGGCCUGGCCCCUGGCAGAUGAGACUGGAACUCCGGAGGGUCAAGAUGAUGUGACCUGUCCACAAUACACGUUUUUACUAGAAAAAAAUUUUAUAAAGUGAACUUUUAACACUUGGCUCAAACCUCUAGGUAAACUGCCAAUCCUUAGAUGGUCGUGGGAUCAGAGGACGGGGGAGCUGAGAUUGGUCCACAGCCCAGUUGUCCAUGCAGCCCUGUCCUCAGAGUGGGGCUCAGCGCAGCUGGGGUGUGAGAAGCCAGCAACCAGCCCAAGGGGAGCAGAAAGGAGCAGGUGCAGCAGAGCCGAGCACGUGUGUUUGAGGCUGCUUUUCAAACCCCACCGAGGUAGCUGCUGUUCAAACUGUCCAACUUCUUGUCCUUGUUUUGAGCUACUUGGGCUCUUCACUAAGGACACAGCCUCAGGUGCCUGAGCAAAGCAGAGUUUGCUCUGUUUCCGGAGUUCCAAAUGCAAAGCGAAGGUCCAGUGGCUGCUGGAGAGAAGUGAGUCAUUCCUGGUGCCAGGAAGCCAUGGCUGGGCCAGGAGCUCCUCCACUCUCGCUCGUUGGUGGGCAGAGCUCCCCCUGGGGCCAGCUGCCCAAGCUUUCUUGCUCUCUAGAGACGUCUCGUUGGUAGAACAGGCAGCUUCGUCUGGAGCAUUAAUGGGUAGGUCAGCGGAGAUGGCUACUUGCCACCUUGUGAUGUGUCGAGUCAGGUCUGUGAUUAGGGCUUGUUCUGAGUCUCGGACUGUUCUUGACUGUUGUAUUCUCUGCUGCUGGGCUCAACCCUGGCUCAAGGUAUGGAGAAGGUAGAUCAGAGGACAGUCCGUUUCACGCCCCUCAAAGUGUGGCCUUGACAGCAGGCUGCUGCAUAGCCCUUCCUGCCAGCUUGCUUUGCUUUCAGCUGUAAGUGGGGCUUCCUUCUUGCCUCAAGGACAAAGGGGCUGGCUCUGUAGGGCAGCAAGGCCAAGCCGGGGCAGCCGUUUGUCCCCCUGGGGGAGAGGCACUGCCUUGGGUUUCCUGGCCCUGGUCCUUUUGGUCCCAGGAGGAACCUUCCAGCUGCAGAGGCUUGCAGUGCAGUUCAGAGUGCUCUUGGGCACCCUCACAACCCUGUGGGUGGCCUGGAGAAGGAGGGCUUGUCAUCCGAUAGGCUGUGUGGGCUGAGUGCCCCACACAGCGGGUACUGGGGUGCCGCCCAUGGUGGAGGCAGGUUGCCCUCCAAACUUAGGUACUAACCGGGACCCUGGCACCUUGAGGCUGCACUUUGUUGCCUGCCUCUCAGGCCUGAAAGGGUCCUCAGCAACUCGUCCUUGCAGGAGUCCCGGAGACCAAAGGCCCUGCAGGCGGGCGGAGGUCCCGAAAACUCUACGACACUACAACCAGCUCCUCACACUAUCUGAUGUCUUUAAAUCACAUGUAGGCAUUUUUCCCCUUGAAGCUGCUAUAUCGUCAUUAUUUAUUCAGGGUGUUUUCGUGUCGGAAAGCCCUGGCGAGGCUGCGCUGGCUCUGGGUCUUGUUUUGAGAUGGAGGUUGGUUUAUUUCAGAAUGUUCAAUAAAGAAAAGUGAGUGGAUCACUCUGCUCUGGCUAGCUUGCUCGCUCGCUCUCUCCCUGUGCCCCUCCUCCUGGAAAGGGGCAGUGUGGCUGCAAGGACAGGCUCCGGGGAAAGGCCCUGCUCCACACUGCUCUUGAGUGCAGGUCACUCGGCAUGGCAGCCCCUCAGGCGCCCGAGAGAGGAGCUCCCACUCCAGGCCUCCCGCUCGCCGCCUUGCUCCUGCCACCUCUGCCUUCAGCACUGCCCGCCUCAGGUCUGGGUCUGAGCUGCUGGGUGGCGCAGAGUGGCCAUCGUCAGGACGUCAGGACCUGCGCAGCCUGCAGAGCACUGUGGCUCCUGCUGUGGCAAUGGACUGAACUGUAAUAAAAUGUUAUUUAAUCUUUGUCUCUGUAUUUUGAUACUUGAAUGAUUUCCCUUUUGUUUUACUGUACAUAUAAUUGUUAAUCUGAUUUUGUCUGAAUUAUAAACAUCUUGUGGUACCAAACAUAACCAAUCUGUGCAACAACAUAGACUGACCUCACUACACACAAGAGUGUAAAUCGUCCUGGGCUUCCAGCUUUGGUUUUGUUAUUUUCAUAACUGUACAACUUAGAAGAGACUGAAUUAAUAAAUGAGACGUGACAUAAAGCCAGCCUAACUUGUU